Hyaloscypha bicolor E is the source of this 916-nucleotide messenger RNA. RefSeq lists its product as uncharacterized. The transcript has 2 exons. The record is from RefSeq and is a predicted model, not a curated record. Bases 286 to 741 code for a protein of 151 amino acids. Lineage: Eukaryota; Fungi; Ascomycota; Leotiomycetes; Helotiales; Hyaloscyphaceae.
GUCUUCCUCAACUCAAGUAUCAUCCUUCCUUCGAUCUCAUCCCAAUUUGUCGCUCAUAUUAGUUUCAAGUCACCGCCAAAUAUAAGCACUUACGGAGAGAUGGCCGAUUUUUGCCAAUUUAUUCUCUACUAUGAGAAGGGACGCCUUGAUCGGCAUCGGCCCUAUAUCGAGGCCCCUCGUUAUUAAUCUUAUAGAUCUCAAGGACCUCAGGAUUUUCACCUUUUCCCAAGCCUCCCUCUCGAAAUCCGAGACAAGAUCUGGACAUUCUCCUUCCCUAAAGCCUGCAUGAUUCAAGUGCUUCCACUCAUAGAUGAAGAUUGCCCUUUAACCUACCGCGAUAUCGAAUCUUCAAAGGUCCUCAACAUCACAUUUUCCUACAAGGAUAACGAUCCUAUAACAGCAUUAAGAACUACCCAAGAAUCUCGCCGAGCAGCCCUACGGAUCUACCAGCAGCUCGUCAUGAGUGGGAGAAAGAUCUACUUCUGUCCCGAUCGUGAUGUUCUCCAAUUCGUAGGACUCGCCACAGUGUCUCUAAAGCUUCUCUCUGAGAGGCCAGAAGAUAUUUUGCAAAUACUCAAGAACACAGUCGAUUAUGAAAGUCGUCAAUUAAUGAGUCAAUUUGGGGACUCGUCUACUCCCAUCAAAUCAGUAGCACUAUUCCUGGAACAAUUCUGGGGACAAUACUUGGAAUUUGAAAGGAGGAAGACACGACCAAAAAAGUAUCGUCGGAUCGCCCGCUAAAUCGACGUUCCGUCAUCGAAGCUUCCUCGACGACCGACAUUACUGAUAAUGGGCUGCUAUCUCAGAAGAGGGAAGGUUGUGGCAUUUGGGACGGACCUGACUUCUCGAUAAAGCCGGCUUGGGUUCGCAUUCUGUACUUAUUUACACAGGAAAUACCAAACGGACAAGUCUUCAC